Molecule: messenger RNA, 665 nt
Organism: Chenopodium quinoa (quinoa)
Lineage: Eukaryota; Viridiplantae; Streptophyta; Magnoliopsida; Caryophyllales; Amaranthaceae
Product: cysteine-rich and transmembrane domain-containing protein WIH2-like
Exons: 3
Coding region: 195-434 (79 amino acids)
Cellular component (GO): plasma membrane
Source: RefSeq, a predicted model, not a curated record
UUAAUUAGGAGGACAAGAUUUUAGUGGAAGAGUAUAACCGCGUAGCAUAGAUAAUAAAGUCAAGGUUUGGUUUGGUGAUUGGGUCAUCAAACUAAUUAACAAUAAAUAUAUUCGCGAUCCCUCCUCCCCUUCAUUCGUUUGACAGUUUUGUAUUUCAGUUCGUGCAUUUCUCCCGAAUCCCAGAAGAAGGAAAAAUGAGUUAUUAUCCUCCUCCACAAGGAGACAAGGGAGGAUACCAACAACAAGGGUAUCCAGGUCAAGGAUAUGGAGGAUACCCACCACCACCACAAGGGUACCCUCCACCACAGUAUCCUCAACCUCAGUAUGUUCAGCCUCCUCCUCAGCAGCAGAGUCAGAGUGGUGGCGGUGGUGGUUUCAUGAAAGGAUGUUUGGCUGUUCUUUGUUGUUGCUGCCUUAUGGAUGCGUGCUUUUAAUACCAAACUUGAUGACUUUGAUUGACUCAACAUCGUUGUGAUUCUACAAUUGGGGAUAUAUUUACGAGCUUGCGAAUUAUAUACUUAUGCACAAUUUACAUAUUACGUAUUGUUAUGUAGACUUAACAAUCGUCCUCCAAAUUAAUGUAAUAUUUUAUCUAUAUCUUAUGUAUAUUGGAUAUUUGACUUGGAAAUUUCUACUCUCAUUUAGUUGCGACAUUGUGCAAUCAA